CCAUUAACACACUCAGCAGGGCUAAAUGAGGAACUGGUCUGUAUUUGUGAUUAUGGGCGGAGCUAUAUGACAUCACUGCAGAUGAGUAAAGUAAACUCAAGUAAAAGUGAAACUAAACAGGAGCAGGAAGCUUCUUCAAACCACAUUUCUUUUCAGAAACUCUGAAAUUAACAACCAGAUCUGAUAUUCACUCACAGUCAUGGCAUCCUCCAGCGGUCCAUCACUAAAUGAGGAGCUCCAGUGCUCCAUCUGUCUGGAAGUGUUCACUGAUCCAGUCACCACUCCAUGUGGACACAACUUCUGCAGAACCUGCUUGAUCAAGUGCUGGACGAACACACAGACCUGCUUCUGUCCACUCUGUAAAGAAAAAUUCAGCAAAAGACCUGAUCUCAAGAUUAAUACAACACUCAGAGAGGUUGUGCAACACUUUAAGGAGAAGCUCAAUCUAGGAGAAACUGAGGUGUUCUGUGACAUCUGUGAUGAAAGAAAGCAGAAAGCUGUGAAGACCUGCCUGACGUGUCAAAGCUCUUACUGUGACUCUCAUCUGGAGCCUCAUCGCAGAGUCCUACGUCUAAAGAAACACACACUGAUCAAUGCUGUGGAAAAUCUGGAGAAUUAUAUAUGCCAGAAACACGAGAGACCUCUGGAGCUGUUCUGUAGAGAUGAUCAGACGUGUGUUUGUCUGUCCUGCACUGAAGGAGAACACAGGACUCACAACACUGUUCCUAUAGAGGAGGCGAGUCGAGAGAAGAAGAAUCAUCUGGCUAAGAGACAAACCGACGUUCAUCAGAUGAUCCAGGACAGAAUGAAGAAGAUUCAAGAGAUCCAGCACUCAGUAGAGCUGAGAAAGAGAAACACAGAGAAAGAGAAAUCCUCCAGUGUGGAGCUCUUCACUGAUCUGAUCCGGUCCAUUGAGAGAUGUCAGUCUGAGCAGCUGAAGAUGAUGGAGGAACAGCAGAAAGCAGCAGAGAGACAGGCUGAAGAUCUCAUUAAAGAUCUGCAGCAGGAAAUCACUGAGCUGAAGAGGAGAAACACUGAGCUGGAGCAGCUCUCACACACUGAAGAUCAUCUCCAUCUCAUACAGAUGAGCUCAUCCAUGGACAGUUGUCCAAACACUAAGAACUGGACUGAGAUCAGGAUUGACUCUGAUGUGAAUGUGAGCUCUCUGUAUAGAGCCCUGACUCAACUGAAGAAAACUAAUCAGACACUAAAUGAAAAACUCAAUCAAACUGGGUUGGAGUUUGUGCAGAAGUUUGCAGUGGAUGUGACUCUGGAUCCUGAUACAGCGAAUCCAUAUCUCAUCCUGUCUGAUGAUGGAAAACAAGUUAGUGAUGGAGACAUUGAGCAGGACGUCCCAGAAAACCCAAAGAGAUUUGAUGAGUGUUGUUGUGUUCUGGCAAAGCAGGGAUUCAGUUCAGGGAGAUUUUACUAUGAGGUGCAGGUGACGGGAAAGACUCAGUGGAGGUUAGGAGUGGUCAGAGAAUCCAUUAACAGGAAGGGGGACAGCAGUAUCCCGAGUCCUGAGAAUGGAUACUGGGAUGUGGAUGAGAUUGAGAAUGAGAAUGAGGAUGUAUAUGUAGUUCUUGAUAGUCCAUUGGUUAUUUUCCCUCUGAGAGUGAAACCUGAGAAGGUUGGUGUGUUUGUGGAUUAUGAGGAGGGUCUGGUCUCUUUUUAUGACGUGAAGUCCAGAUCUCAUAUCUACUCUUUCACUGGUCAGACUUUCAGUGAGAAACUCUAUCCGUAUUUUAACCCAUGCGAUAAUGAUGCAGGUAAAAACUCAAACCCACUGAUCAUCACCCCUGUCAGUUAA
Rhinichthys klamathensis goyatoka is the source of this 1810-nucleotide messenger RNA. RefSeq names its product E3 ubiquitin-protein ligase TRIM39-like. The record is from RefSeq and is a predicted model, not a curated record. The transcript is spliced from 8 exons. Gene Ontology annotation, molecular function: zinc ion binding; protein binding; ubiquitin-protein transferase activity. Gene Ontology annotation, biological process: protein ubiquitination. Bases 200 to 1810 code for a protein of 536 amino acids. Lineage: Eukaryota; Metazoa; Chordata; Actinopteri; Cypriniformes; Leuciscidae.